AAUUAAAUCGUGCCAGUUUGGGGGGCUAUUUUGUUGAAUUUGAACACUGCAGUAAGAACAAUCUAAAAAUGUAAAUAGAUAGAACGUUAGACAGAACUAUAGAGUUGGAGAUUCUCUUGAUAUAUUUGGCAAAAGUUCCUCCGUUGAGCUGCAGCAAGGAUGCAAAUACCCACAUUGAAACACACAUGCAGGAAUAAAACACAAACGUCUCGACACACUGGAUGUUUUCUAGGCGGUCCGCGCUCAAUGUAAACAAAAGCAGCAAGUGCGUGUGACCCAGGUAUUUCACUGUUUGCAGUUCCCGGAGAAGUUAGUCGACGUUUUACACUCGAAAGUAGCCAUGGCCGAUACCGCCGCACCAGCAAAGUCCCCAGCCAAGAAGAAGACCGCAAAGCCUAAGGUGCCUGCUGCACACCCCAAGUACAUCGACAUGAUCAGCGCAGCCGUUGCAUCUCUGAAAGAACGUGGUGGCUCAUCCCGACAGGCCAUUCUCAAGUACAUCAUGGCCAACUACAAAGUGGGCAACGAUGUUAACUCUAUCAACGCCCACCUGAAAAUGGCCCUGAAGAAUGGUGUUAAAAAAGGUGCUCUGAAGCAAGCCAAGGGCACAGGUGCUAGUGGCUCCUUCAAACUUGGAGACAAACCCAAGACCGAAAAGAAGCCUAAAGCCAAAAAGGUUGCCAAACCCAAGGCCGCCAAGCCCAAGAAGGCCGCCGCCAAGCCCAAGAAGCCAGCCGGUGAGAAGAAGGCCAAGACUCCAAAGAAGAAGGCCGCCGCAGCCAAGAAACCAGCCGGACCCAAGAAAGCCAAGUCCCCCAAGAAAAAGGCAGCCGCCAAGUCACCAAAGAAGGCAGCAGCCAAGCCCAAGAAGGCCAAGACCCCCAAAAAGGCAGCAGUCAAGAAAACCAAGACUCCCAAGAAAGCAGCCGCCAAGAAAUAAGCAGUUUUUGCAUUCCAGGCAGACUGUCUACCUAAAACAAAAUAUAUUAAAAAAGCCCUUUUCAGGGCUACCCACAUUUUUAGAAAAGAUGCCUCAUUAACAGUCGUUAACGAAACGCGUGUGGAUAUCUCUCAUCUGUCCUUUUAAUAAAUGGUGUUAAUAAAUUACAAAGUCAAUUAUAACAUCUGAUAAAUGCCCUCGGUAACCCACGAUAAACCUGGGAUUAUGGGAUAAAUCAUAUUAAUAUCCAGAAACACUUAGAUAAUAGCAGUCGAUAAAAUUAAAUGAUGACAGAAG
Molecule: messenger RNA, 1237 nt
Organism: Saccostrea cuccullata (small rock oyster)
Lineage: Eukaryota; Metazoa; Mollusca; Bivalvia; Ostreida; Ostreidae
Product: histone H1-delta-like
Exons: 1
Coding region: 341-940 (199 amino acids)
Biological process (GO): negative regulation of DNA recombination; nucleosome assembly; chromosome condensation
Cellular component (GO): nucleus; nucleosome
Molecular function (GO): structural constituent of chromatin; nucleosomal DNA binding; double-stranded DNA binding
Source: RefSeq, a predicted model, not a curated record